Messenger RNA from Myotis lucifugus (little brown bat), 426 nucleotides. RefSeq names its product lactalbumin alpha (gene LALBA). The record is from RefSeq and is a predicted model, not a curated record. Gene Ontology annotation, biological process: lactose biosynthetic process. The coding region runs from base 1 to 426 and encodes 141 amino acids. The transcript is spliced from 4 exons. Gene Ontology annotation, molecular function: calcium ion binding; lactose synthase activity. NCBI's taxonomy places the organism in Eukaryota, Metazoa, Chordata, Mammalia, Chiroptera, Vespertilionidae.
AUGAUGUCCUUCUUGUCUCUGCUCCUGGUGGGCAUUCUGUUCCCUGCCCUUGAGGCCAAGCAAUUUACAAAAUGUGAGCUGUCCCAGGUGCUGAAAGACAUGGAUGGCUAUGGAGGCGUCACUCUACCUGAAUGGAUCUGUAACAUAUUUCAUGUCAGUGGUUAUGACACACAAACCAUGGUCAAUAACAAUGGCAAGACAGAAUAUGGACUCUUCCAGAUCAAUAACAAACUUUGGUGCAGGGACAAUCAGAUACAGUCAAGGAACAUCUGUGACAUCUCCUGUGAUAAAUUCUUGGAUGAUGACCUUACUGAUGACAUGAUAUGUGCCAAGAAGAUCCUGGAUAGUGAAGGAAUUGACUACUGGUUGCCCCAUAAGCCACUCUGCUCCGAGAAGCUGGAACAGUGGCUCUGCGAGAAGUUGUGA